Penicillium brasilianum is the source of this 1230-nucleotide messenger RNA. Lineage: Eukaryota; Fungi; Ascomycota; Eurotiomycetes; Eurotiales; Aspergillaceae. The record is from the annotation of a GenBank genome assembly.
AUGAGUGCACAGAGCACGAGCACGAGCACGACCUCCGGGAAUGCCCUCAUGGCAACAUCCAAACCCCUCAAGCUCAAGGCGAGCUGUGACUUUUGUUCGUUGACUAAGGUCAAAUGCGAUCAGAAACACCCGCAGUGUCUUCGGUGUAUCAAGAGUGGCGUGGUAUGUCACUACAGCGAGACUCGUCGAAUUGGAAAAGCACGGCAGCUGUAUGCUGCAUCCCACCGUCACGAUCACUCCAAAGAUCCUUCCUCACAAGGGGUCUGGCGCCAGCAAUCAUUAUCCUCAUCAUCCACUCCUCAACAGAAUCCAACAAUUCUGGCAGAGAUGGUACCCUCCCGUAGUCAAUCCAAGAAUCAAACCCUGCAUGACCAUUGUAGGUCAUCUGAGCAACCCAUGUCCUUGAACCUAUUCGACAACUUCUUCACCCAGACAGUGGUACCGAAUGAGAGUGCGGAGCCGAUGGAAGGGCGAGUCACUCAAGCGAUGACGAUCCCUCAUUCUACAGACCACGACAGGGAAGUAGGAAGGUUCCUCAGCCCCGAAUCCCCAAACGACCUACUGCAACCAUUGGACGACCCCAAGGAUAUGGCUAUGGACGACGUGGAAUAUAUACAAGAGAUGGGGCAAAAUGAUGACCAGGUAUGGCUGUCUGCACUGCCAGAUGGGCCCAUGUUCUCCUCCACAGGCCAUGCAGAGGACUGCAUGAAGCGGGUGUUUGUGAUACUCCAGAUGUUCCAUGUGGCCAGGGCAUCUUGUACGUGGUCGAGCCGCCCAGCUAGCAUCCCGGUUCGGACUUUGGACACGGCGCUCAAGAACAAUCGCGCGGCUAUGAACACCGUACGCGAGGUGCUCGACUGCCCCUGCGCCCGCAGCAUGAAAGUGGCCCUCUUUCUUGUUAUGAUCACACACCAAGUCAUGGAAUCGUACCGGGCUAUCCUCUCACAGCAGAGCAAUCCGUCGUCUCCACAGCAAUCGGUGCCGGACACCGAUAUCUUUUUGUGCGACAUUCCGCUCACCAUUGGUGGGUACUUAUUAGACAACGAGAUGCGCAGCAAGGUUAUUUUCCAAGUUAUCCGCUCCGAGAUAGACAAAAUGGGCGCACUUUUGACAACCUUUACACGAUACGCCGAGGGUAUGAGCAAGCAGCCCGACGAAGCAGUUUUGCGUACAUAUAUCCGAGGCUUGCAAGAGACGCGAGACGAUAUGUUUCAGUCACUGAAACAAUAG